Messenger RNA from Peronospora farinosa, 1272 nucleotides. The record is from the annotation of a GenBank genome assembly. NCBI's taxonomy places the organism in Eukaryota, Oomycota, Peronosporomycetes, Peronosporales, Peronosporaceae.
AUGGACAAACAAAGCGCCAUUGUACUGAGUGUGACUGCAGGUCUGAGCGUCGGUUACUUCCUGGGCAAGACGCAGUCGGAUGCUGCAAUCAGAGAUAAUACAGAGGGCAAGUCGUUAUCCAAGGACUUGAAUGAGGUAGAACGCCUCAUUCGCCCCAACAUUUUGGCGCUCACGCCGUACCGCUGCGCCCGCGACGAUUACAAUCAAGGUAUCUUGCUGGAUGCCAACGAGAAUAGUUUGGGUCCUCCUCUACAAGGCUAUGAACAGCUGAUAGCCAUGGAACUGGAGCGUUAUCCUUGUCCAUACCAGCCGGAGCUAAAGCAGGCUAUUGUUGAAUACAGGAAUCUCAACUCCACGGAGAAGAUCAGUCAGGCAAACACAUUCCUGGGUGUCGGAAGUGAUGAAGCCAUUGACUUGAUCAUCCGCGUGACUUGCACCCCUCGCGUGGACAACAUCCUCAUUACACCGCCAACUUAUGGCAUGUACAGCGUGUGCGCCAACAUCCACGACGUGGCCAUUGUCUCGGUGCCGCUUCAAAUCGAGGCACCGGUAGAAAAUCUUAGAGGAUUGUUGCCUGACCUGCCGCUGCCAUCCUUCCAUAUUGACCCGCAAGAGAUUCUAAAAGCCGCCACUGCGUCAACAAAGGUAAUCUUUCUGUGCAGCCCCGGCAACCCUACGGCAAAUGUGUUGCGCUUCGAGGAUGUGGAAACGAUUCUGGACUCAAAGAAGUACAAGGGUUUUGUAGUGGUCGACGAAGCGUACAUUGACUUUGCUGACCCCUCUAGCUUGUGCACGCUGGUGAACAAGCACAAACGACUAAUUGUGCUUCAGACGCUCUCGAAGGGCUUUGGGCUUGCUGGCAUUCGUCUGGGCAUUGCUUUCGGCGACCCGAAGCUUAUUCAAGUGCUUAACAACGUGAAGGCUCCGUACAACAUCAGCAAGCUGACGUCCGAUGUUGCACGCAAGGCUUUUGCGAGCCUGGAGGAGCUACACAAGAGCGUGAAUCUCAUUAAGAAGGAAAAACACCGGGUGAUUAAGGAGCUGCAGAAGCUGUCAUUUGUGCGCCGCAUAUAUGCCUCAGACUCCAACUUUGUGCUUUUCGAGAUUCCUCACGCGCUGAGCGUUUACCGAGAAAUGGCUAGUCGUGGAGUAGUCAUUCGCUAUCGCGGCAACCAGCAUUUGCUUAGUGGAUGUGUUCGAGCUACGAUCGGAUCUCGCGACGAAAACGACCGAAUGCUUGAGCUGCUUGUGGAAGUGUCGGGUGAACAGUGA